Messenger RNA from Teleopsis dalmanni, 1861 nucleotides. RefSeq names its product putative cyclin-dependent serine/threonine-protein kinase DDB_G0272797/DDB_G0274007. The record is from RefSeq and is a predicted model, not a curated record. The coding region runs from base 83 to 1540 and encodes 485 amino acids. Lineage: Eukaryota; Metazoa; Arthropoda; Insecta; Diptera; Diopsidae. The transcript is spliced from 6 exons.
UGUGUUUAUACGAAAUAUCUUUAAAAAAAAGAAAAUUUUUCUUUAAAUCUAAAAUCAUCAUAAGAAAAUCUAACGUUCCAAUAUGGGUUCACAGUGGAAAGUUAUUAACGAAAUUUAUAAAAAUUUGGAUGGUUAUAAACGUGUUGCUUGGCCACCAGUCUCGGAGGAGAGAAUCAUAAGGGAAUUUACACCACAGCCACAACCUCAACCUCCACAGGGUCAAUACUAUAGUCAGCCAACUCAGCAACCAGCUCAACAGCAACCAAGACAACAGCAACCACCCGCAGCUGUUGCUCCUGCACAGGGUCCCAUUUAUAAUAACGUUCAACCAGCUGCACGUCAAAGUUCCCCAUAUCCUACUAAAUAUCAACAAAAUCCACAACAAAACCAGCAGCCACAAUACAAUCAGCAACAGCAGCAACAACAAUAUCAACCACCCCAACAACAAUAUCAACCACCACCCCAACAACAAUAUCAACCACCCCAACAACAAUAUCAACCACCCCAACAACAAUAUCAACCACCCCAACAACAAUACCAACAACCCCAACAACAAUAUCAACCACCACCCCAACAACAAUAUCAACAACCUGCUGCACAACAACCAAUUCAAUAUAGUCAAGCACAAUUCAAUCGUCAACCAUCACGGGAACCUGUAGCACCACCGACACUACAACCACAAGAGCAACAACCACACCAACAACAAAAUAACAUACCCUAUCAUAACGUACAGGACCCUAGUUCUCCUUCUGGUUGGAAGCAUAUACAACCACCAUCGCCAAAAGUACAACAUCAAUUUCAAUGUCCCGUAGGUUCUGAACCAAACUUCCCCACUUAUCAACCACCGGCGCAACAACAACCAGCACAGCAACAACAAUACGGUGCACCUACCUAUAAUAACUACCAAGAACCACCACAAUCCCAACCACUGUAUCAAACUCCACAAUAUCAACCACCAUCUAAUCAACAAUAUCAAGCACCUAAUCAAUAUCAAGCACCCCAGCAGCAGUUGCCACAACAGCAACAACAACAACCAAGUUGGGUACAGCAACAACCUCAAUACCAACCUCAACAACAAUAUCAGCCUCCAUCAAACUAUCAAACUCAACCACAACAAUAUCAACAACCAAAUCAAUAUAAUUCUUAUUCACAGCCCCAACAACCAAUUUCACAGGAUCAAACAGACUAUCAACAACAACAACAAUUACCGCAAGAUUAUCGUGGCGCCAGUCCCGGCAUAAUAACAUUGCGUAAAGAGGCACCGGUUUCACAAGUGCCUGCUCCUGUUUAUACUUCACAGCCAGCAGCCGUAAGCUUUGGAGGAGGCAGCAACAUGCGUGGAGAUUUGAAAUGGCCACCACCAGAAUACAAAGAGGCCGCAGCACGUGAAAAUGAAGAACGUCGUGCACUUGCACUUGGCCCAGUUUGCAGACCAAGGAGAAUUAAUCGCGAUUACACAUCGUUCUUUCAAAAGAAUGCAUUGAACUGCUACUAUCCUGGCUACAAAGUGCCACCAGGUACACAACAUAUGUUCGCUUAAAUGGAAAAUGGAUGUGAAGUCACGAAUUUGGAACAUUGAACACGGAACAUUAAUAAUGGAAUAUUGAAAAUGAAACAAUGAAUUGUGAACUCAAGUUUGCGUUAUGGAACAGCUUCCAACAUAAAUUUAAUUUAAAUUGAAUGUGAAAAAAAUAUAAAACGAAAUUUUGACUUAUUACUUUUUGAAAAUAUUCAUAUAAGAAUUUUUAUAACGAUUAAAUCAAGUACUAACAUUUUAGCUAAGCAAAAUGAAAGUUUUUCUAAAUGGAAUUACUAACAUUUGUACUAACCGAAUUUAGCAUAAAAAAUGUAAAAAAAAAAA